This is a messenger RNA of Amyelois transitella, 593 nucleotides long. Its product is annotated as cytochrome c oxidase subunit 7A2, mitochondrial. Gene Ontology annotation, biological process: mitochondrial respirasome assembly; regulation of oxidative phosphorylation; mitochondrial electron transport, cytochrome c to oxygen. The record is from RefSeq and is a predicted model, not a curated record. The transcript has 3 exons. NCBI's taxonomy places the organism in Eukaryota, Metazoa, Arthropoda, Insecta, Lepidoptera, Pyralidae. The coding region runs from base 111 to 506 and encodes 131 amino acids.
UGACACGGACAAGCUUCUGAACGUUUGCUGAACAAGUACUUGUUUCGUAAUACCUAGCUCGCAAAAUUUGGACACUUUGCCGUUUAAUCAAAUAAUUACAAUAUUUAACAAUGUAUCACCAAUUCAGCAGAGCUACCGGCAGGCUGGUAUCAGUCUCGGCUUCAAACUUGCAGAGCCCGCUAUUCCCUGUUGCACCAAUUGCACUGCAACGAGCGGAGCCGCCAGCAAUCCAGUACAACACAGCUCAGAUGUCCACAGUGAAUGAGGCUUGCGUCGCCAGUGGUGCAAGGAAGACCAUCCCCGGCACCAACAUUCCCUACGCUCCAGUACCAGAGAGUAUCCGCAAGCAGCAAGCACAGUUCCAAAAAGACGACGACGUCCCAGUAUUCCUGAAAGGUGGCCCCCUGGAUGGCAUCCUAUACCGCCUGACCAUGGCUCUCUGCGUCGUAGGGCUCCUUGGAAUCGGCCAGACAGUCUAUGAACACGCCUUCCCAAAGAAGCAAUAGAUAUUAUUUUUAAUUUAUGUAUUAGACGUCUGUGUUAUGCAAAUAUAAGAACUGCAAUUAGAUUCCAAUAAAGGUGCGAAAAUACCA